UUCUCUCUUGAAUGGCUGCGGGAGAGGCGAGGAGGGCCGGCCGCCCGCCGAUGUGCGCCCAAGCUCGCAGCCGAGCGCGCCGGGGCUCGCACCCGCCGCUGACGGAGCGAGCUCUGCCACCUUAUCCAGGCUGGAUUUAUCCUUUUUUACCCCCCACCUUCAUCAUUCCCAGCCGGUCUCCCCUCACGCUCCUAAUCUGACAGCGCCCGGUAAUUAAUCUGGCUCCCCCAGCCGCUGCGAUAGGAUUAGAGGGAGGGGAAGUGCGUCACGAGGCUCCUUGGAAAUUGAGGAAUGCAAGUCUGCCACCAUGAUGGAAGGAUUGAAAAAACGUACAAGGAAGGCCUUUGGUAUACGCAAGAAAGAAAAGGAUACUGAUUCCACAGGGUCGCCAGACAGGGACGGCAUCAAGAAAACAAAUGGAGCCCCGAAUGGAUUUUAUGCGGAGAUCGACUGGGACAGAUACAACUCACCUGAGCUUGAUGAGGAGGGAUACAGCAUCCGACCUGAGGAACCAGGAUCUACCAAAGGAAAGCACUUCUACUCCUCCAGUGAAUCCGAAGAGGAAGAGGAGGCGCACAAGAAGUUCAACAUUAAGAUCAAGCCUUUGCAGGCUAAAGACAUCCUGAAGAGCGCGGCGACGGUGGACGAGCUGAAGGCAUCUAUAGGCAACAUUGCACUUUCUCCAUCCCCCGUGAGGAAAAGUCCGCGGCGCAGCCCGGGGACGAUUAAAAGGAAUUUAUCCAGUGAGGAGAUCGCACGGCCCCGGCGCUCCACACCCACGCCGGACCCCGCCAGCAAGAAAUCCGGGGAGGACGCCGCCGCGCUGGCACCGCUCUUCGGGCCCCCGCUGGAGUCGGCGUUCGAGGAGCAGAAGCUGGACGCGACUCUAGAUCAGCCUGAGAUAUGGGGUUCGGUCCAGCCCGUCAACGCGAGCGUAGAGUCCCCAAAGCUACCGAGACCUUUUCCAACUGGAACCCCUCCGCCGCUCCCACCGAAAAACAUCCCGGCCACGCCGCCGCGCACCGGCUCCCCUCUGACGGUGGCAAUAGGAGGGGACCAGCCCGCAGCAGAGCUCAAACGUGACAAACUCCCGUCCAUCAAUGACUUGGACAGCAUUUUUGGCCCCGUGCUCUCCCCCAAGUCUGCUGCUGCUAAUGCAGAAGACAAGUGGGUCAAUUUUUCCGAUCAGUCCCCGGAAAACACCACUCCGGAGUUGACAACCCGGGAAAAAGCGGGGUCCCCGCCGGCGGCGGCCGAUGCUCCGGCGGCCGAGCCCUCCCGCCCGCUCCCCUCGCCGCUCCACCUGGAAGAGGUACACAAGAAGGUUUCUGAGCAGCCCCACCUUAAGGAUGAUAACGUGGAGCCGGUCGCCUCUCCCAAAGAUUUUGGGCUGGGACAAAGAGCCACCCCGCCUCCCCCUCCACCGCCCACCUACCGCACGGUGGUCUCCUCACCCGGACCGGGCGCCAGCAGCGGCACGGGAAGCACCAGCGGUUCCUCGUCCCCGGCUCGUCCCGGCACGCCGCUGGCAGCUUGCGGCACCCCGCCGCCGCCGCCCCCCCGGCCCCCCUCCCGGCCCAAGCUGCCCCCCGGCAAGCCCACAGUCGCCGACGUGUCCAGGCCUUUUAGCCCUCCUAUUCACUCAUCCAGCCCUCCUCCGAUAGCACCUUUAGCCCGUGCUGAAAGUACUUCUUCCAUAUCUUCCACCAAUUCCCUGAGCGCAGCCACCACUCCCACCGUUGAAGAUGAUGCUUUUAUUGACAAACUGCCCGCGUUUGAAAGGCGCUGUGAGACGCCUGCAGAGAAUGAACAGCCUUCCCUCGUUUGGUUUGACAGAGGAAAGUUUUAUUUGACUUUCGAAGGCUCAUCGCGGGGACCCAGCCCCCUCACCAUGGGGGCACAGGACACCCUGCCCGUCGCCGCCGCCUUCACGGAGACCGUCAACGCGUACUUCAAAGGGGCUGACCCCAACAAGUGUAUCGUGAAGAUCACGGGGGAGAUGGUGCUGUCGUUUCCAGCGGGCAUCACCCGACACUUUGCCAACAACCCGGCCCCGGCGGUGCUCACCUUCCGCGUGCUGAACUACAACAGGCUGGAGCACGUCCUGCCAAACCCCCAGCUCCUCUGCUGUGACAACACGCAGAGUGAUGCCAACACGAAGGAGUUCUGGGUCAACAUGCCAAAUCUGAUGACUCACCUAAAGAAGGUAUCGGAACAGAAACCGCAAGCCACCUAUUACAAUGUGGAUAUGCUCAAAUACCAGGUAUCUGCCCAGGGUAUUCAGUCUACUCCAUUAAACCUUGCAGUGAGCUGGCGGUGUGACCCUGCAAGCACUGACCUCCGCAUUGACUACAAAUACAAUACAGAGGCAAUGACCACUCCGGUAGCUCUAAACAACGUCCAGUUCCUCGUCCCCGUCGACGGAGGAGUAACCAAACUCCAAGCUGUGCUUCCUCCUGCUGUCUGGAAUGCCGAACAGCAAAGGAUAUUGUGGAAGAUCCCCGAUAUCUCUCAGAAGUCAGAAAACGGAGGUGUGGGCUCUCUGCUGGCCCGAUUCCAGCUCUCGGAGGGGCCGAGCACCCCGGCCCCCCUGGCCGUGCAGUUCACCAGCGAGGGGAGCACGCUCUCCAGCUGCGACAUCGAGCUCGUCGGCGCCGGCUACCGCUUCUCCCUCAUCAAGAAGAGGUUUGCGGCAGGUAAAUACUUGGCCGAUAACUGAUGGAAGCUUAUGCAAGUCUAUGGAAAAUAGUAUGGAAAAUACCCAAGGACUGCUGUGCGUGGAACGGGUUUUAAUUACAGUUUAAGGAAAAAGAACUAAAUCCUGCACUCGGGACAUUUCUGUUGGAAGUGUCGACAACUUUCAGCAUUUUUUUCCUUGGAAAACACCGUCUUGACCAGUCCUACAGUAUUUACUUCUAGAUGUAACAUUGUUAAUGGUUUUAAAAUGUAAUUAUUGUAUUUGUAAAUUGUACUCAUUCCAGUAAGGCUGUAUUUUGGCAGUUAGACACUUGAGUUUUAGCAUUUUACCAUUCAUGAAAUGGAUGUAAUUUAAACUGUGGUAUAUAAAUUUAAUAGUAGUACUGUCGAAUGGCACAACGCUUACAGAGGUAGAUUACAUUUUGUCAAUAUUAUACGAUUUAAAUACAAUACUGAUAGCUGUUACGAAGGGGGUGCCUCAUAAAGAGAGAGUGAAGUAGAACGGACAUGCUGAUUUACUUUUUCUUCAGUCCUUAGCCUGUCUCACGGCCAUGAAUAAAAAGCUCUAUCUUCAGGUUUAGCUGGUUUAACUCCAGAAAAAUAUUGCUGUAAACGUGGAGGUUCUUCAUACAGUCUCCCAGGAAAAAGCGGAAAAAAUUGACACUUCUUAAAGAGUAUUUACGUCAAAUUUCCAUUGCGAGGAGCCUCCGUGAAUGUGCCCGUGUUCUCCUAGAGCCGCAGACGAUGGGUCAGGAGCCCCGGCGGUGCGUGCACAGGCAGCGAGCGCGUCUCUUUGCCCCACGUCCUCACAUUUUGCAGAGAUGCAGAUAAGGCGAGAAGCAGGCAAAGAGGCUGGGUGGGAAACCUGAGCUUACAGCACUGUCUGGAAACGUUAUUGCUGGUUUUAAGGACGCGUUUUCCGAGCAGUCUCCAGAUUAUGGGUCGCAUUUCUAUAUCACUUUGCUUGCUUUUUCUGGGUUCCGCCCCCGCCCCCCAUUUUUGAAAGCCCCGUGGGUUUAGCAAAUGCUUUAAAGAUGUGCAGCCCCCCCAUGCCUUUCCAUUUUACCACUUAGGCAGGAAAGCCUAUAUAUAUAUGUAUUAUAUUUAGACAUUGGAGAACAAACGCAGCCCAAGCCUGACCUUUGGUGGGACACCCAGUGUCGGUGCCGGCGGAGCAGGAGCAGCGAGGGGGCUGCCGAAAGCCCGUGGGGCAGGAGCUCGCCAUCGUGGAGAUGGGAAAAUGCAUUAAAGUGUCAAACUGGAGGCUGGGGGGGGGGCAAAACUGUCCCUCAUGUUUUCCCUGAGCCGGCGCCUCUCUGUGCACGGCCUGUGCAGCGUUUGGUUUCUAGUUGACGUUAGUCUCAGCCUCCCGCUGGCAACACGGCGUCGAUGGGGCGGCAUCUGCCAAGGUGAAGAGCUUGUUGUCAUGGGAGAAUUCAGAGAUAUGGGGAAAAAAAGAGGGGAUCUUUCUGAACUUAAAUGCUGUUCAGGUGCACGGAGAAGCAGAGGAGCAUCCGCUGAACGGGGUGCUGGGCACUUGAGAAAUGGGUACGAUGACAAAGCGUGAUUAAUUUCACAGUCACAAAUGUUGCCAGGAUUAGGCUUGUGCGUCUGCGUUGGAAAACUUCGGUUGUGCACGUUGGGAAGCGCUUGCUUACAGAGCAGUUCGGCGUGACGUAAGAAAACAGAAAUCCGUGCCCGUCUUAAAAGAAAAUUAGGCAAUCUGGAGCUAUUUCAGUCCUGAGGUGACUCCCAGGCUGAGACGUGUACGACAGGGCGGCUGGGUUGUGUGCAUGCUCACAAAAGGUAUCAACACAGAAGUUAAGCACAAUUCAGUUAUACAGCUUCCUACAUCCUUGCAGUUUUUGGAAGUAAACUUGCCAGUACUCCUGGAUGGAGCGUUCAACUCCACUAAUAAUUUUUCCCCCUGCAACAGAAAUAUGUACAAACUGUGUAAACUACCCCUUGCUGCCAGCGAUACAGGGCAAAAUCGAAGAAUCAGUUUUUGCAUAAUUGGUUCAUGCUGUGUACAAUUGUUAUAAACUCAUGCUUCCAAAAGAGAUCUAUGUCAUAGUCCUGAAAAUAAGGAUUUUAUAAUGUAAAUAUUACCAGAACAUAGAUAUUUUACUUUAUAUUUCAUUUGAAAGACGACGUGUUUACAUUAGCAUUGGGUUUUUAAAUGCUUUUUAAACAAAAACAAAAAAAACCCAUAACCCAAAGCUCCCAAGCUUUUCUGCUGUCCCCCAAAACGGCGGUGGCUCUUUCGGGGUGCAGCCCCCGCGGCCUGGCUGGAGCGAUGGGAAAGUCCUGCAGCCUUUCUGGGAUGAAGUGCCUGGCAGACCCGAAUUCGAUGUGCCGGCACGCUUGCAGCCGGGGGACACGGUCCCCCUCCAGGUGACAGAAAACAUCUAUUCCCCGCCCACAAUCCUGGGACAGAAACCGGUGGUUUGGGACAGGAUUUUUGCAUGCUGCUUUUGCCAAUUUCUUUGCGUAACGUUUUGGUUCGCUAGGCGUUUGCGUAGGCGCGUUGAACUGCACGGCUCUGCCUUCUCUCCCAGCACGACCGCCCCUCCGCGCUCCUUUGCGAGGAGAUGUGGCUCCGCGUUGAUGCUUUGGAUUUUUUGACCCUGUUUGAGGUCUGAGCAGAGAGGCAGAGUGGCAGAGUGCCCCAGGGAUGCUUAUUUUGUCCGGUGUUUGUCUUCCGACGUGCCGUAUGAGCAUGGCACCCCAGCAUUACCCCGCGUGGGGAGGGGAAACGGACCAGUUGUGUUUCUAAGUCUGAAGAGCAGGAGGCUGGUCUUCGUUCCGCUUGGCUUUGAGAAGGCAGCAGCAGGAAAAAGAUUAUGGGCAGCAGCUGGGGAUGUAUCAGAUUUAAAUUUAGAGCACCAGAUAGGGAUGUUUAUCCCCAAUUCCCGCUUCUGUAGUAGUGGCGAGAGGCCACAGGGGGAUGCGUUGCCCUGUUGCAUUCAGGUCACUCAAGCUCUGCAGGCUUCACCUCCGCUUUUAGGCAGGAAAAACGUGUAUCUUCAGGGAAUGCAUCCGUCUGGUGCUCCCUGCCUGCUAGCAGAGAGCAGACACGUCAGCAGGGAGUAGAAAAGGCAGCAGCCUGUAAGUCACCUGCAUUUCUGGGGCUUGGCGUCGGCGCUUUGCUCCCGAGCGCGUGGGCCAGCGGGCCUUCUGCCAAGUCUGGCUGAGGCUGAAAAGGGGGCUCAGCCCUCCAGCGUGGCCCCCCCUUAGCACAGCAGCACUCAGGUCUAACCACCUGAGUUAAAAAAAAAAAAAAAAAAAAGGCUUAAAUAAAGGAGGCAUUCAAAUAAUAAAUAGGUGUGACGCAUGCACAGAAAGGCUUUAGCUUGGUUACUUGCGCGGACCUUUCCCUUUAGAGUGUGUCCUCAGCCACCGCUCCCCUGAGGGGUUUUCCUCCGGGAUCCCGGGAGCUGCCAGCAGCGAGAGAGGGAGCGUUUUUCCCCACAGACACCUGCAGACUUGGGUCUUUAGAUGUUAGGACCAGAAAGACUUUUUUUUUUUUUUUUUUUUUGCCACUUUUCUUCUUCUGUUUGUUGCACAUAU
Messenger RNA from Chroicocephalus ridibundus (black-headed gull), 6267 nucleotides. RefSeq names its product SH3GL interacting endocytic adaptor 1 (gene SGIP1). Gene Ontology annotation, biological process: clathrin-dependent endocytosis; actin filament polymerization. Lineage: Eukaryota; Metazoa; Chordata; Aves; Charadriiformes; Laridae. The record is from RefSeq and is a predicted model, not a curated record. Gene Ontology annotation, molecular function: actin filament binding. The transcript has 26 exons. The coding region runs from base 308 to 2719 and encodes 803 amino acids. Gene Ontology annotation, cellular component: actin filament; plasma membrane; cytoplasm.